AUUUGCAAGACAACCAAAACUCCAAGCAAAACAUGGCUGGAAACACGAGGCCACAGUAUGCGCUGAUCACAGGAUGCACGCCCGGCGGCAUUGGGCACUACCUCGCCCUGGAAUUCGCUCAGAGGGGCUUCCACGUGCUAGGCACCGUCCGCGAUCCCGCCAAAUACCCUUCCCCCGACCCCCGGAUAACCUAUCUACCCCUAGAACUCACCAGUAACGACUCCAUCGCGUCCCUCCACAAACGCGUGACCGAAAUUACCGGAGGCAAACUCGACAUCCUCUACAACAACGCAGGCCGCAACUAUGUCGUACCCGCACUAGACUAUGACGAAGCCGAGCUGCACGAGCUUUUUCAAGCAAAUCUCUUCUCCCUCAUGAAAAUGUGCAGCACUUUUGCUCCACUCCUCAUAGAAGCAAGAGGCAUAAUCGUGCAGACGGGGUCGCUAGCAGGUAUCAUGCCGUAUGUAUGGGGCGCGCCGUACAACGCUGUCAAAGCGGCGCUACACGCGUAUUCCGACACUCUACGCGUUGAACUUGCGCCGCUGGGCGUCCGCGUCAUCACUGUUGUCACGGGCGGCGUGAAAUCAAAUAUCGCGCGUCAAGAUCGCACGCUACCGCCUGGCUCAUAUAUGCAGCCGCUGGCGGCAGAGUACCAGAGAAGACUCAAGCAUAGCCAAGAGCUCGGCAUGGACACCAAGCAGUAUGCGCGCAGCUGUGUAAAACAGGUCCUCGCUGGCGACGGCUUGUUCAGCAAGACAAGAUGGAUAUGGGAGGGUAAGAUGAGCUGGAUUGUAUGGUUCGCGUGGACUUAUCUGCCGACCGCAGCCCUGGAUUUCUAUUUCACAACGACGUUCAACUUGAAUAAGCUUCGAGGAACUGCGGGGCCGGAUAAGAAAGAAGACUGACUAAAGAUGCAACUAGAUUAUUGAGGAUCAGCAGAAUGAACAAGAUUGCCGUUUGAUGAGCUGGAGCACAUCUGGUCAUGGCAGUCCUGAUGACCUAUGGUCGCGCACUUCCUUUUUCUGCUAAUCAUCACUUGGUAGAGAAGAAUGACAAUCUCGAGAGACACCCCAGCUCAGACAUAUCUCUCAGUCUCAGAAUGCAUUUUUCCCGGGU
Messenger RNA from Bipolaris sorokiniana ND90Pr, 1116 nucleotides. RefSeq lists its product as uncharacterized. The transcript is spliced from 3 exons. Gene Ontology annotation, molecular function: triacylglycerol lipase activity; acylglycerone-phosphate reductase (NADP+) activity. Gene Ontology annotation, cellular component: lipid droplet; endoplasmic reticulum. Bases 33 to 905 code for a protein of 290 amino acids. NCBI's taxonomy places the organism in Eukaryota, Fungi, Ascomycota, Dothideomycetes, Pleosporales, Pleosporaceae. Gene Ontology annotation, biological process: triglyceride catabolic process; phosphatidic acid biosynthetic process. The record is from RefSeq and is a predicted model, not a curated record.